AUGGCAGUGUCAAUAAAGCAGCUCAACCGCUCCUCCUCAUUCCUCCUAACCUUUGAGCCCGUGGGCGCCGACGCGUUGCCCUUUGCCCAACCCUUUCGCAUCCUCCUGGACCCAGAGUGCACCCAGGCGGAGAGCGACAUACCGGCGCCCGACGCCAUCAUCCUCAGCCACGACACCUGCAGCGACGUGACGCUCCGCCGGCUGUCCACCGACGAGACCAUCGUCCUGGCCGCGCCCCACGUUGCCAGGAAGAUACGCUCGCGGGGCUACGUCGACGCCGAGAGGGUGCAGGACCUGACGCCGUGGGGACAGCAGCGGCUGGCGGCCCGCGACUCCUCCACGAGGCUGGCCGUCCGCUCCGUCCAGCCGGGUGGUGAGCCGGGCGAGAUCACCGUCUCGCUCAUCACGUCGGGCCUGAGGCGCGGCGGCGGCGGCAGCAGCAGCAGCAGCAGUAGCACCCGGACAGCCUUGGGCAUCACGUACCGUCCGCCGAGACCGUUCUCGCCUCCUCCAAUGCGCCACACCUGCCCGGCGAUAUUCAAGCCGCUGCCGCCCACGCCGCCCGUCACGCCGUCCAGCUGCUCGACCAUCUCUCUCCCGUCCGUCGUGCGCAAUCGCGUCCUGUCCGUCGUGUACGCCCCGCACGGUAUCGAGUACUCGUCCGUACAGCCGUACGCGACGUCGCAUCUCGUCUCGGAGGCUGCGCUGCCCCUGACGGCGCUGAUCCACCCGUUCGAUGACGUUGACCGUCCGAUGCGGUGGGGGUGGGGCCGUGGCCGGGGCCGCGGCUGCCCGCGAAGUCUCGGCGUGGAUACCGGGCUGCCGACGGCCGUGACCCUCGGCGCCAGGAGCUGGGUGAGGACUCAGGAUGCCGCGUCCGUGAACAUCAGGAAUAAGAACGGCCGGAGGUGCUACGGCCCCGACGACGUGCGCCAUACUAUACGCUAUGCUUCCGCCUACCCUGGCAGUAGCAGGAGAGGUAGUAGGAAGCCGUGCGUCGUGGACGAUAGGCCGACCGAGGUGUUUGCCCUGGGUUGCGAUGAAGAGGUGACCAUGACGAAUAAGGGCGUCUGGCGGGACACGGAGAAGCAGAGCGACAGAGGCCAGCCGUACGUGUGCCAGCCGUACGUGCUGAGUCAGGAGUUGGAGGACCAGGAUGACCAAGACCUUCCAUACGUGGAACAGCCAUACGUGGAACGGCCGUACGUGGAACAGCCAUGCGUGGAGCAGUCAUACGUGGAUCAGCCGUACGUGCUGAGCCAGGAGACGGAGCAUCAGAGCUAUCGGGUCCAGUCGCAUAUCUCGAGUAAGGAGACGGCGGUUGAUAGUAGCGAGGAUUGGUCGCUGCCGGCCUGGAGCAAGUACGAAUUGGGAGAUGUGCUGGCGGAUAUUGACAUUGACUCGAAACCGUUCUCUGAGAUGGAUGGUAUUUAUAAUUUUACUUGCUCCGAGGUAUUGAGUGUCUAA
Geosmithia morbida is the source of this 1467-nucleotide messenger RNA. RefSeq names its product L-ascorbate metabolism protein UlaG, beta-lactamase superfamily. The transcript has a single exon. The record is from RefSeq and is a predicted model, not a curated record. NCBI's taxonomy places the organism in Eukaryota, Fungi, Ascomycota, Sordariomycetes, Hypocreales, Bionectriaceae. The coding region runs from base 1 to 1467 and encodes 488 amino acids.